Messenger RNA from Sitodiplosis mosellana (orange wheat blossom midge), 2480 nucleotides. Its product is annotated as calcium uptake protein 1 homolog, mitochondrial-like. Gene Ontology annotation, molecular function: calcium ion binding. The transcript has 12 exons. Gene Ontology annotation, cellular component: uniplex complex. The coding region runs from base 610 to 2127 and encodes 505 amino acids. Gene Ontology annotation, biological process: calcium import into the mitochondrion; mitochondrial calcium ion homeostasis. The record is from RefSeq and is a predicted model, not a curated record. NCBI's taxonomy places the organism in Eukaryota, Metazoa, Arthropoda, Insecta, Diptera, Cecidomyiidae.
ACGAAAAGAAUCACAGAAUUUUCAACCAAUACGAUAUUAUAAAGACUUUGGACACGCUCGCCAAACUGAGCCACUGGCAACGAUACUUUUCUUAGGACUUGGAGCCUUUGUGUUUUUUAUUUCCGGACUUCGAUACAUACAUGAUUUGAGCGAUAUAUACGAGGAGGGAGAAGACAGAGGCAAACCAGAAAAUGAAAGAUUAUACCGACUGGAUUAAAUUAGUUCAUAGUUUUUAAAGCUGACAUAUUUAAAUUAUUUGGAAGAGAAAAAAAAAACAAUAAAAAUCGUAGAAGCAAAUCAAGCAAUUGCAGUUUCUCAUAUUGAUUAGGCAAUAGUUUUCUCAUUGAAAUAUCUGUCAACGAGACGAAAAAGAGAGAAAAAGGAAGAAGAAGAAGAAGAAGUCAACUAGAUUUGACAGAUCAGCUGUUAUAUUUUUAUCCUCUACAUUUUGUGCACAACGUCAAAUCCACAAUUUAUGAGAAAACUGCUCUGAAAAUUGGGUUUUUGUGAUGGUUUAGUCCUAAAAAUUUGUUUUCAAUAGUUACCAUUUAGAGAUAAUAUUGUUUUUUUUUUGGUCACAAACAACAAUAACAAAAAAUUACCACAAAAAUGUCGUCUGUGAUUCGAUGUGGUCAGUUGGUUAGUGGUCAUUUGUCCACCAUCCAACGUCAGUCUGUGCAAUUAAAUAAAUGUAGCCGAAUUUUGAGUGUGGUACCGAUUUAUGGCCGUGAUUCAUCUGACAUCCGUCGCAACUAUUUCAAUCAACGAUGGGACAGACAAAACAAUCAACAGCACCAAUUUCCAUUCGGGUUAAACGUUUUUGAGCUCAUUUCAAUUGGGUGUGUUUCGGUCGCCAUAUACAAUUGGAAACGGUUCUACGAGUAUGUCACACCAGUUGUCAAUGCAGAUGCUGGAACAAAGCCAAAAGACUCGACCGUCAACGAAGAAGAUUCGUCCGAUGAUGAAAGUCUCAGUGACGAUCAACAAGUGAAGAAAAAGCAAAAACGAGAGAAAGUCGGAUUCCGUGAUCGAAAGAUCAUCGAAUAUGAGAAUCGUAUCCGUCAUUUUUCGACGCCUGAUAAAGUGUUUCGAUAUUUUGCCACGAUUCAAGUGCCACAUCCUCACGGCGAGUCGGAGGUGUUUAUGACACCUGUGGAUUUUCUAACCAGCAUGACACCGGGGAUGAAGCAACCAGAUGGCUUGGGACUUGACCAAUACCGUAAAUACGAUCCAAAGACCGUCACCCAACGACUUGAUUUGAGUUUGGACAAAGAUAGUAUCUUCUACAAAUUGGGCUCAUACGGAUUAAUUUCAUUCUCCGAUUACAUUUUCCUGUUGACCGUUUUAUCGACUUCGAGGCGCCAUUUCGAGAUUGCAUUUCGCCUAUUCGAUUUGAACGGGGACGGCGAUGUUGAUUGCGAAGAGUUCGAAAAGGUGGCCACAUUGGUGCAAAAACAAACGAGCAUUGGUAGUCGCCAUCGCGAUCAUGCAAACACGGGAAAUACAUUUAAGGGCGUCAAUUCAGCAUUAACCACAUAUUUCUUUGGCAAAAAAAUGGACAAAAAGUUGACAAUUGAGAAAUUCUUGGAUUUCCAACAGCAAAUUCAACGUGAAAUUUUGUCGCUGGAAUUUCGGCGUAAAAAUCCAACGGAUGAAGGCAAAAUUAGCGAAAGUGAUUUUGCCGAACUGUUGCUUGCCUAUGCGGGACUUUCGGAUAAGAAAAAAGCAAAGAAGAUGAAACGAGUGAAGAAGCGGUUCCGUGAUCAUGGCACCGGCAUUUCGUUGAAAGAUUAUUUGGAUUUCUUCCAUUUUUUGAAUAACAUUAAUGACGUUGACACAGCACUUACAUUUUAUCACAUUGCCGGUGCCUCAAUCGAUCAGGCUACACUUAAACAUGUAGCAAAGACUGUGGCACAUGUGGAGCUGUCCGACCAUGUUGUCGAUGUUGUGUUCACUAUUUUCGAUGAGAAUUUGGAUAAUCAAUUAAGUAACCGUGAAUUUGUGGCCGUGAUGAAGAAUCGCCUGCUGCGCGGAUUGGAAAAACCAAAAGACACUGGCUUCGUCAAACUCAUUCACUCGAUGUUGAAAUGCGCCAAAGACACGAAACCAGUAUUGCUGGACAUUUAAGCCGACCAACCGAUCACUCGCACAGCCUUCAUCGUUUAUCCUUAAGUCGAUGCUCGUGAUGAUAUGACACUAAUAUUGAACGUUCUUCACAAAGAAACAUUAAAAUAACGAAUUCGAAUUUUUUAAGCUUUUUUCUUUCACCACAUUAUAAAUAGUGGUUCUUUCAUCUACAAUUGACUCAUGUUUUUUCAUUUUGUUAUUAGAUUUGUAUCAUAUUUUUCUUCGGUCCAUAGCAAACGCAUAAAUAUAUUUACAUUUUCGACUUUAUGUCCAAUUAAAUGAAUUAAAUUGCAUUGAAUUCGCUUUGUCUCAAUGAUUUUGUUAAAUUUUAUGAAUAAAAUUUACGAACACAA